Phaedon cochleariae (mustard beetle) is the source of this 822-nucleotide messenger RNA. Lineage: Eukaryota; Metazoa; Arthropoda; Insecta; Coleoptera; Chrysomelidae. The record is from the annotation of a GenBank genome assembly.
AUGGGAGGUGAACAAGUAGCUGUAAUUCGAAAGCCUGGUAUAACUACUACAAUGAAAACUAUGAUUUCAUAUGGACAAACGCAUAUGACAUCGCUUCAAACUACUGGAUGGGGUCUCAAACAAGAAUCACAAGAUAUUUUGGACUCCCAAAGUCACAUCUUUAGUGGAAAAUUACAUUUGAAGUACCUGAUGGGCUUUGCUGAAGAUUACACCAAAGGAAUUCUGAAUGUAAAACAAGAGCUCAUACUUAUAAUUGCUCGCACAUUCAAAAACUCAUAUAUUGGAGAGGUUGAUGCUGAUUUGGAGAUUAGAGCCUCCAAGGACUGGAAGCAGUGGAAGAAGACUUGGCAAGACCUGAGGUCUAAAACCAAAAGGAAGAAGUCAGAGCAAUUGAAAUAUACCAGAGGUACUGAAGGUGGCCCUCCACAUCCCGAUGAAUUGGAUGAUGAAGAUGAACUAAUUUUGAGUACCAUACCAUCCACAGCGAUAACGGGUGAUAUCAAUAUAAAGGAAACACCCAUAGAAUUUGAAUUUCCAUCUGAUGGAAUAAUUAUAGACCAACCAGUGGACACUCAAAGUCCAGCAGUAAUAGUUUCUGAUGAAAUAGCGGAAAUUGUUGUGAAUGAGCAUUUAUAUGCAAAAGAAAAUGUUGUUCCUAUAUCUACAACAGCUAAAACCCCAAAAACGAAAAGGACUAUGGCUAGUCAGCGUUUACAUACUAGUGCUCUUGCAGCAUCAACUCUUGCUGAAGUUAGUCAGAGUACACUAGAAGUACAGAAUAUUAUGCUCGAAAGCUGCAGUUACUUGAGAGACAAGUUGUAG